This is a messenger RNA of Oryzias latipes (Japanese medaka), 682 nucleotides long. It is a transcript of the gene snrpd3l, whose product is annotated as small nuclear ribonucleoprotein D3 polypeptide, like. Gene Ontology annotation, cellular component: spliceosomal complex. NCBI's taxonomy places the organism in Eukaryota, Metazoa, Chordata, Actinopteri, Beloniformes, Adrianichthyidae. Gene Ontology annotation, biological process: RNA processing; spliceosomal snRNP assembly. The record is from RefSeq and is a predicted model, not a curated record. Gene Ontology annotation, molecular function: RNA binding.
CAGGAAACAAACGCUUUGUUGGUGCAUUGUGGGUAAGCGGAAAAAAGGCUCAAACGCCAAGCUCAACGACUAGCCCACGUUGCUGAGCCGCUAAAAAGAACAACAAUUCAAGAAUUCAAAGGGAGUUGAACCUAGAAAGACCGUUUCCAAAAUGUCCAUUGGCGUACCAAUCAAGGUCCUGCAUGAAGCAGAGGGACACAUUGUGACCUGUGAAACCAACACUGGAGAGGUUUACAGGGGCAAACUGAUCGAGGCUGAAGACAACAUGAACUGCCAGAUGUCCAACAUCACAGUAACCUAUCGUGACGGGCGGGUUGCCCAGCUGGAACAAGUGUACAUUCGUGGCAGCAAGAUCCGCUUUCUGAUCUUACCAGACAUGUUAAAGAACGCUCCAAUGUUAAAGAGUAUGAAGAACAAGAACCAGGGUUCUGGAGCAGGAAGAGGCAAAGCGGCCAUUCUGAAAGCACAAGUGGCUGCAAGAGGCAGAGGUCGUGGUGGAAUGGGAAGAGGCAACAUUUUCCAGAAGAGACGAUAGCUUUUCCUUUUCAAUGUUUUUAUUUUUUCUCAUGUCGUUUACUUGAAUGACUUGUCUGUUAUUUGCAAUCUUGUCUUUGCAAGUUAGUUCUUGAAUUUUUCUUUUUUUUUUAAACAAAAAUAAAAGAUGUUUCAAAAUGUCUUAAAU